Molecule: messenger RNA, 1128 nt
Organism: Talaromyces rugulosus
Lineage: Eukaryota; Fungi; Ascomycota; Eurotiomycetes; Eurotiales; Trichocomaceae
Exons: 1
Coding region: 1-1128 (375 amino acids)
Biological process (GO): L-citrulline biosynthetic process
Cellular component (GO): mitochondrion
Molecular function (GO): amino acid binding; ornithine carbamoyltransferase activity
Source: RefSeq, a predicted model, not a curated record
AUGGCUGCGAGCCUCAAACUUUCCACAAUCCGUACAGGAUUCCGAUAUGCUGCUCCCCGCCGCCUUCAGGCUGGCCACAACAAUGCGCUUGCUCGUCGAACGUAUUCGUCUGCUGCAGCACCACCAACCUCUCCCUUUGCACCUCGCCAUUUCUUAUCCAUCGCGGAUCUUACACCCGCCGAAUUCACAACGCUCGUGCGCAAUGCCUCGCAACACAAAAAGACCAUCAAGAGCGGCUCGGUGCCGCGGAAUCUCCUGGGAGCAUUGUCCGGCAAGACAGUAGCCAUGAUGUUCAGCAAACGAAGCACGCGAACCCGGAUUUCGACAGAAGGCGCAGUGGCCCAAUUGGGUGGGCAGCCCAUGUUUUUGGGUAAAGACGAUAUACAGUUGGGAGUCAACGAGUCGCUUUACGAUACCUCUGUGGUUAUUUCGUCCAUGGUCUCGGCUAUUGUGGCGCGCGUGAAUAGUCAUGAUGAUGUUGCGAGUCUAGCGAAGCAUUCCACGGUACCUGUGAUCAAUGCCCUGUGUGACCUGUAUCAUCCGCUCCAGAUCAUCGCGGAUUUCUUGACUAUUCACGAGUCCUUCCACGCACGUCCCACGGCCGGAUUGAAUAGUCUUGGUAUGGAAGGGUUGAAGAUUGCAUGGAUCGGAGAUGCGAACAAUGUGCUGUUUGAUAUGGCCAUUGCUGCCGCCAAGAUGGGAGUCGACCUUGCCGUGGCCACACCCAAGGGCUAUGAGAUUCCGCAGACGAUGCUUGACAUCAUCAAACAAGCCGGUGCCGGCGUUUCCUCGCCAGGCAAACUGAUCCAGACAAAUGUACCAGAGGAAGCCGUCAAGGACGCCGAUGUCCUGGUCACCGACACAUGGGUAUCCAUGGGCCAGGAGGAAGAGUCGGCGAGGCGCAUCAAGGCCUUUGAAGGUUUCCAAAUCACGCCAGAACUCGCCCAGCGCGGCGGAGCCAAACGGGACUGGAAAUUUAUGCACUGCCUGCCCCGCCAUCCGGAAGAAGUCAGCGACGAGGUCUUUUACAGCCACCGCUCUCUUGUUUUCCCCGAAGCUGAGAAUCGACUGUGGGCGGCCAUUUCGGCGCUGGAAGGAUUUGUUGUUAACAAGGGCAAGAUCAAUUGA